GCGAACCAAUAACAAAUCAGCGCGGUUUAUUGUUGAUGUCUGCAGUUGGUGAACAUGCUAGAUGACGAUUUAUGUGAUUUUGUGAAAAGUAAAGCGUCAAAAUACUAAAUAAAAUUAUACCCGUUUCAGCAUAUUGAGAACUUGUGCGGAAACAGUUUUCAAACAUUCUCGUCUCCCUGCAACAAAAUUUCAAAUCAAGUUGGAGCAUGUUAAGUUUUUUGAAGUAUUGUGACAGAUUGCAAACUUCAAUACGAAACUGAAAAAGAACAUGGCUGAUGCUUCGGCAUCCUUAACGUUAAUGAAAAAUGUUCAGGAUUUACGACAGAGACUAGUUGACACCGAGAAAACGUUGAAGAAAAUAAACAAGCUUGAAUCAGAAGUUGAUCCCAAUCAGGAGAGCAAUGAUGAACGCCGGUCAGCUGGUCUGUACCAGGGAGGACAGUUUGUGUCGUCGUCACUCUCUUAUGACUACCAGAGACGAAGGGACAGCAAUGAUGACUUCAUGGAUCGGGAAAGCAUACGUUCAGGACUCAGCACAUUGCCUGAUUCAUAUACAGGAUUCCUCAGUCGACAGUUCCCGUCAAGUACACCAAACAGACCACAGACCAAACACCAACUGUUGGAAGACUAUGACUCUGACAACUCGAUUGUGGGACUGUCCGAUGCUCUCAACAUGGAGUCAAAGCAGUCAGGUGUCUCCAACACUAGCCGGAAGGUGAUGAGACAGAAUCAGCGGCUCUUGGCUGAGGUGGAAAAAUUAGCAUAUGAACUUCAAGCAGCUAAAAGCAAGGCACGUGAGCUGUCUCGUGAAAUGGAGAGUCAGAAGGAGAUAGUACCUGAACUGGAGGACAAAAUUGUCGGACUUCAAGCAGAAACAGAGGCUCAAGAUAAGGCCCUGAGGAGUGCGGAGGAGAGGUUUGAGGACGGCCAGCGUGAGGUGGCUCAGCUGCAACAGAAGAUGUCACGGUGCCAACAGGAAGUAGAGGACAUGAGGACAGAGCUUCGUGAGGAGAGGACGAUUCGUAAAAAUCUUGAAACACAGAGAGAUGAAGCCCUGCAGACCUUCCUGGAAUCACAGGACUCACUGGAGGAAUAUCAGAAGAAGAUGAAAGACAAAAUCAAAAAGCUGGAGGGGAAUGAGGACUACCUGAGAGACUCCCUGGCCCAGUCUGCCGGGGAGAGGGAGGAACUCCUGGAGAAGCUCACCCAGCAGCAGGUCGUCCUCGACCAGCAGGAGGAGGAGAUACAGAGGCUCCAGGCGCUGGAGGCUGUGGAGCUGGAGACCAAGGCCGACAUGGAGCAGCAGAACCUUGACCUGCGGGAGAACAUCACAAAAAUUACAACUAGAUUCAACCAGCUGGAGGCGGAGCUGAGCUACAUGGAGAGUGUGAGGCGAGAAAACUUGCGGCUCAAGACUCAGCUGCAGAGUCAGGAACAGCAACUGAAUCAGUGUCAGGACGAGGUGGAGGAAAGUCGUACCAUCCUCGCGCAGCUCGAACAGUUCACCAUGCAGCUCCAUCUCUCACAGACAGGGGCCAACAAUAGCAACAAUGACAGUGGAAUGUCCAGCAUGAAUCAACUGUCUAGUCCAGGAAGACACAGCAAGUCGGGGGCAGCAGUCAGCCUGAGUAACACUGUUGGGUCUGGGUUUGAAUCUCAGCCAGGUGCUACAGUCCGUGGAGGGGGUGCCAGGGCUUUACUGACAGAUCUCAGACUAAAGUUAUCCCUGAAAGAUGCUGAGAUUCAUCGCCUGCAGACAUGUCUUCAGUCUCGAGAGAGAGACAACCCAGCCUCAAUGAUCGAAGGUUUACGAGCAGAUCUGUCAGCCAUGAUGGAUAAAAACCAACAAGGAAGUUUGAAAAGCCAGGAGAUGGAGGGUGUGCUCAGUCGGCUGGAGGCAGACCGAUCUAAACUGGCUGCCCAGCUCUGUGAUAUGAAACGGGAUCUGUCGGACAAGGAUGCUCAGACGUUGUCCCUGGAGGCGCGCCUCACUCAGAGGAACUCCCAGAUCAUCGAGUUCCAGGAGGACGCCAACAGGAAGUGUACAGAGAUAAGCAACUUGGAGAGAGAGCUACGGAAGAAGACAUCCCAGAUGAGCAGUCUGGAGGAACAGUUGGACGAGAAGAUGCGGGAGUUCUCUGCCCACAUUGCUCGGAUGAAGCAGCUGGAGGAGGAGGUGAUCAGUCGGGAGGAGGAGGCAGAUGAACUCCGACACCAGGUGGCAGCACACCAGGCCGAGAUACGGAAGAAACUCAGCAGUGAGGACAAGAAGCAGCAGCUCCAUCAGGAACAUUGUCGCGACUAUGAGAAGCAGAUAGAUAUUCUUCAAAAUGAGUUGGAGAAGACUGGACGUAAGAUGUCUGAGUAUGAGCAUCAGGUGGCUGCGUUGAGGGAGGAAGUGUCCACCAAGUCUGUCCACAGUCAGCACCUGGAGCUCAAGCUGCAGGAAACCAGAGAGGAGCUGAGUUCCCAGACACAACAGAGCCAGGAGGCCCUGCAGAUACUGGAGGUGCGUGCCACAGAGGGCAACAGUCAGGUGAAGCAGCUGGAGUCAGCUCUACUGCUGUGUAAGGAGGAGAUCAGGAGCUACCUCAACACCCUGGAGGAGGCCAAGGACAAGUUUGACCGGGAGAUCGCAAACAGAGAUCAGAGGCUUUCCCGGGCAGAACAGGACUUAAAGGAGACAAGGAUGGAGCUGGAAGAGAAGCUGGACUCCAACCGUGAGAUGGACAGGAUGUUGAUGGAGAGACAGGCCAUGCUGCAGCAGAGCUCCAACAGGAUCACAGAGCUGGAGGAGACUCAGACUGACCUCAACAGACAGAUAUCCAGCCUGGAGCAGCGUCUGCUGAGAGAGAAGGCCCAGUCCAUGACAGAACUGGAGGUGGCUGAGAGGAAGCUCCACCAGGCAUGCAGCGACAUGGAGACCAAGACAGCAGAAGUCACACAACAGACACAGACUCUCAGGGAGUUGAAAGAAGAGAAUCGCCAUCUAACAAGUGAUCUGUCUUCGCUGGAACACCAGCUUCAAGAGACUCAGACAGAGACGGAACAGACAGUAACACGUUGUGCUAAGAUGGAGAAGGACAACCGCGAUCUGCGGGUGCAGCUGGAGCAGAAGAUGGAAAUAGUGGCAGACAUGGAAGACCAGAUGACCAGCAGGUCCGAGGAUGCCCAGCAACAGAUGCGGCUUGUCACGGAACUGGAGGAGGAGAUUAAUAACCUGAAGGUAAACUGCAUCGUCAUAGCAGAUGGAAGCUGGGGCAUGGGAUCUCUGAAGGAGAGCAAAGCAGAGGUGGUCAAAGUAGAUGACCAGCUCCAGAGGUCAAAGUUCGAGGUCAAGGCUAAGGAUGACAUGUUGGAGGACCUCAGGGAUGCUUUGAAGAAGACCCAAGAGGAGUUGGGGAUGAUGAGUGAGGAGAAUGAGGAGAUGAAGGAGUCCCUAGACACCAGACAGGUGGAGCUCAACGAGAGGGUGGCACAGGUGACGAGAUUGGACCAAACAAUCAAGGAGACACACACAGAGAUGGAGCAACGGAUGCUGAAGCUGGACGAAACACUCCAGAAAUAUCAGACUGAGAUACAAGAGAGGACGCGGCAGAUUGCCAACCUGGACGACACCCUGCAGCUGAGUCAGUCUCAGCUGCGAGAGAAGACGCUGCAGUUCCAGCAGUCGGAGCAGCUGCUGCAGCGACACACCAUGGAGCUGCAGGCCGCUACAGUGAAACUGCAGGAACUACAAAAGGUGACAGAGAGGCAGCAGCACCGUCUGGAAGAUCAGAAGGAGGAGAACGUGGACAUCACACAGGAACUACGACUCACCAGGGAGCAGCUGCAGCAGCAACAUGGAGAGUUUAUGGAGACAAGACGAGAAUUGGCCCAGUCACACCGAGAACAGGAUCGAUUUGCUCGGGAGUUAGAAGAGGCUGUCCUCCUAGCGCAGAACAGAGACUCAGAGGUCACACGUCUUGAGGAGCAGCUGAAGGAAUGUCACGGUCGGGAAAGUCAAACAGAGGCUAGAUUUAUGUCUGAAGUUGAGACAUUGAAGGAGGAAAUUGAAGCCUUACAACAGAAACACCAGGAAGAGUUGGCGAGUUGCCAUGACAGUCAGCAGGAGCGCCAGUCAAACUACGCACAGCUAGAAGGUCAGCUGAAGGUUGCCCAGCAACAGCUCUUGCAGCAGGAUGACCAACACAAGGAGGCACUGGAGAAGGUCAAGGACGACCUGGAU
This is a messenger RNA of Haliotis rubra (blacklip abalone), 4228 nucleotides long. Its product is annotated as coiled-coil domain-containing protein 18-like. Lineage: Eukaryota; Metazoa; Mollusca; Gastropoda; Lepetellida; Haliotidae. The annotation marks the transcript as partial. The record is from RefSeq and is a predicted model, not a curated record. The transcript is spliced from 26 exons.